Molecule: messenger RNA, 2636 nt
Organism: Bactrocera neohumeralis
Lineage: Eukaryota; Metazoa; Arthropoda; Insecta; Diptera; Tephritidae
Product: protein toll-like
Exons: 2
Coding region: 1-2613 (870 amino acids)
Biological process (GO): innate immune response; toll-like receptor signaling pathway
Cellular component (GO): membrane
Molecular function (GO): transmembrane signaling receptor activity; protein binding
Source: RefSeq, a predicted model, not a curated record
AUGAACAAACUAAAAGUGCGCAAUUUGUGUGUAAUACUCGCCUACAUACUAAGUCAACUGAUCAUAAAGAACAAAUUUCUGUUGGCGCACACUACGGAAAUGGAGUUAAUCAAAACUACUAUUGAACCAGUCUUCACUUGGUCCCCCAAUUGCUAUAGCGAUGAGAAGACUAAAUGUAGCUGCUAUGGUGAUGAUGAUUUUCGUUGUACAAUUGUAGACAGACUCAAUGAUAUUUACAUCGAGUUUUCUUCCAACUUACGGACUCUGGUUGUAAUUUGUUCCAUAGGCACAGAAACUAAUAUAAAUUAUCUACUCGAUCGCAAAUUUCAGUCAAUUUUACUUAAAACCCGUUAUUUGGAAGUGACAAAUUGCAAGAAUUUUACACACGAAAUCUAUAUGAAUGACGAUGUGCGGGAAAUUCUAAUAGACAUGCAGGAGUUGAAUAAAAUAAUACUAGUAAAUAACAAUGACCUUGCUGCAGGAACAAUGGAAUAUUAUGGUGCCGUCAUGAAUAUGCUUCACUUACAAUUGAUUAUUAAAUCAAAUCGUAAUGAAAUCCGGAAAGCAGAUGUUAUAAGCAUACCAACUGACACAUUUUCUACGCUGAACCAACUGGAAACGCUUACGCUUAGCGUAUACAGUCUACGAAACUUUUCGCUGCAAAACUUGACGCAAACACACUUUAAGAACCUCACUGCGCUCAGGCAGCUUGACUUAGCCGGAAAUAAUAUGCAAAUGUUGGACGCAAAUAUCUUUGCAGCGCUAACGAAAUUGAAUUGUCUGAAUUUGAGCCGCAACGAAAUCCGGGAAUUGCCGGAAGAUAUAUUUGCAAAUCAACGUAAACUUUUAAUACUGGAUCUGAGUCACAAUUUAUUGACACAUUUAACACCACACAUUUUCGAUCAAACUCCUUGGCUAUGGCAGUUGAAACUUGCUGGCAAUUUCCUGCACGACACCACAAAUCUCAUGGAAAAUCUCAAACCGCUGCAUUAUCUACAUAGGCUAGACCCGAAAGAUCUUAACUAUAUUAUCAAGUUGCAACCAGAAAUUUACGAAGAUGGCAAGAUUAUCUCGACAGUAAUCAAUUUAAGUGGCAAUCGUUUGCGCGAAUUCAAUUUGGACUGGCUUCUAGCAGCGAACAUUACAUGCCCUUUUGAAAUAAACCUAGAGCACAAUUUGAUUGAAAGCAUUUUUGCUUUACAAAAUUUCUUCGUUACGACUGACGAUUGUGUGCCCGAAAUCAAAAUGACAGGUAAUCCGAUCGUGUGCGAUUGUAAAUUGGCUUGGAUUUACAGUGAAAACUAUCGUUCGUUGUUCAAUGGUUCACAGUGCGUUCAGACGUCAACCAAACUAGUAAAAGAUCUUGCGCAGCUGGAACGUAAAGAACUGUGUGCUUGGGAACCAGUAAUGUGCCCCAUCGAAUGCAAUUGUUACACACAAUUUGAGUUCCUGCACAUCAAUUGCAAGGGUGCGCAACGUAUCGAACAGCUCCCUCGCCCCGAGCAAGUUGGGCUCAAGAGUUCGGUACUCGACAUUAGCAAUAACAAUUUCAUUGUAUUGCCGCUAAACACGGCCUUCGGCUAUGGUAACGUUUCACAACUCAACGCGUCGUACAAUAAAAUCACGAGCAUAAAUAUCAGUCAACUGCCAACCAAUUUGACGGUUUUGGAUCUACGAAAUAAUCGCUUAAAAUCUUUAAAUGAUGAAUUCUUGCGUGCAUACCUCAAUGAGAGUACAAAACUAAAAUUUCUCUAUCUAAGUGAAAAUCCUUGGUUUUGCAACUGUUCCACGCUGCAACUGCUGUACACUCUACGUACACAUCGGAGACGCAUACCCGAUGCAGACCAGUUACUCUGUGUUAAUCUGCUGAACGAUACACUCCUAACAGCAAAUGUGAGAGAAUUGUGUCCAACUCCUGUUAACGUUGAAUAUUAUCAGGACUUGAAUACAACUUUGAUUAGUGUAGGGUUAACCAUAAUUAUUUUUCUCUGCAUUAUCGUACUCUUCUAUAAAUAUAAAUUAGAAGUGAAAGUAUGGUUAUAUAGCCACAACAUAUUGAGAUUUUGCAUUCGCGAAUGUGAGCUGGAUAAGCAUAAAACAUUCGAUGCGUUUAUUUCAUAUGCACACCAGGAUGCAGACUUCGUCAACCAUACAUUGCUGCCGCAACUCGAACAGUGCGAACCACCAUUUCGUGUAUGCACGCACGAACGCAAUUGGCUGGCUGGCGCUUAUAUACCUGAACAAAUCAUCGAAUCGGUGGAACAGUCGCGUCGGACGAUCAUUGUGCUCUCGCAGCACUUCAUCGAGUCAGAUUGGGCGCGCAUGGAGUUUCGCACAGCGCAUCAGUGCUCGUUGAACGAGGGUCGUGCGCGCAUAAUAAUGAUUAAAUAUGGAGAAAUCUCGAAAAGCGAGUUAUUGGACAGAGAACUAAAGGCAUAUUUGGAUAUGAAUACAUAUCUGGAUUGGCAAGAUGUCAGAUUUUGGGACAAAUUACGCUACGCCAUGCCACAUAAAGUGGGUAGAGAGAGGAAUUCCGAUAUGCUAAAAAUUAACGGCAGAAUGUAUGUUAUGGGACAAGCUGAGAUGAAUCGUUUGCGUGACGAAAUUGUUUAAAUUUGUCACAGUUGGGUUGUGGG